UGAGAAGAGACGCCUGCAAGCAUGUCAGAGUUCUGGUUAAUUUCUGCUCCUGGAGAUAAGGAGAAUUUACAAGCCCUGGAGAGGAUGAAUACCGUGACCUCCAAGUCCAACCUGUCAUAUAAUACCAAAUUCGGGAUUCCUGACUUCAAGGUGGGGACCUUGGACUCCCUCGUGGGCCUCUCCGACGAGCUGGGGAAACUCGAUACCUUUGCAGAAAGCCUCAUCAGGAGGAUGGCGCAGAGUGUGGUGGACGUCAUGGAGGACUCGAAGGGGAAGGUCCAGGAGAACCUCCUGGCUAACGGAGUCGACCUCACGUCCUUCGUGACCCACUUCGAAUGGGACAUGGCCAAGUACCCCGCCAAGCAGCCGCUGGUGACCGUGGUGGACACGCUGGCCAAGCAACUGGCGCAGAUCGAGACAGACCUGAAGUCGCGCACGGCCGCCUACAGCACCCUGAAGACGAACCUGGAGAACCUGGAGAAGCGCUCCAUGGGGAACCUCUUCACUCGGACACUGAGCGAUAUUGUGAGCAAAGACGACUUCGUGCUGGACUCGGAGUAUCUCGUCACCCUGCUGGUCAUCGUCCCCAAACCGAACUACAUACAAUGGCAAAAAACCUACGAGUCCCUCUCGGAUAUGGUGGUCCCUCGGUCGACCAAACUGAUUGCUGAGGACAACGAGGGCGGCCUCUUCACAGUGACUCUGUUUCGGAAAGUGAUCGAUGAUUUCAAAAUCAAAGCCAAAGAGAACAAGUUCACUGUCCGUGAAUUUUACUAUGAUGAGAAUGAGAUCAGAAGGGAACGGGAGGAGGUGACCCGCCUGCUGUCGGAUAAGAAGCAACAGUAUCAAACUUCCUGUGUUGCUCUUAAAAAGGGAUCAUCCACCUUCCCGGACCACAAGGUUAAGGUAACCCCGCUAGGUAACCCUGAUAGGCCCACAGCGGGGCAGACCGACAGAGAGAGAGAGAGUGAGGGCGAGGGCGAGGGCCCCCUGCUGCGCUGGCUCAAGGUGAACUUCAGUGAAGCCUUUAUCGCCUGGAUCCACAUAAAGGCCCUGCGAGUGUUCGUGGAGUCAGUGCUCAGGUACGGCCUGCCGGUGAACUUCCAGGCUGUGCUCCUGCAGCCGCAUAAGAAGUCCUCCACCAAACGCUUACGCGAGGUUCUGAACUCUGUCUUCAGACACCUGGAUGAAGUCGCUGCUGCGAGUAUACUGGAUGCCUCUGUGGACAUCCCCGGGCUGCAGCUGGGCAAUCAGGACUACUUCCCGUACGUCUACUUCCGCAUCGACCUCAGCCUCCUCGACUAGGACGGGCCGCGGCCGCAGCGCAGCUCGCCCUCGCGCUCGCAGACUCCUGCCGGCUUGUCUCCGCCUCAGCCAGAGAGCAGGCCCCACGCCCUGCAGAUUCACAUUUCCAGAGAAACUGCUCAUGAGUCAGUUACAGCUGUAUUUAUUUUUGUAAGUUACAAUAAAAUGCUGCCUCUUAUAUUCUGAUAUAAUCCCAAACUUCAUUUUUUUAACGAAUGUGCACUGCCUGGUGUUCUGUGAGCCUGGCAACCACGUGGGGACCCUGGGCUGGGCAAGGGCCAGCUGCCCUCCUAAUACGGACACCCUGUGGCCCCUCACGCAGCUGUUCUCCGGGUGACGUGGGCACUGUGGUUGGCACCCAGGGAGAGAUGUCAGGGUCAUCGCUUCACCAUGUUAAUUUACGGGCGAGGCUCCAGGCUAAAUUUACAACGUGGACACUAACUUCAUAGAUUUAUUGGCAUUGUCCAAAAUAUUUUUAUUCUUUAAUGGAAAAAGCCAUUCAUAUUCAAAUAAAGGGAUCACAUUAAAAAACCUGUUUAAGAUCCAGCCUCCAAGAACAUUCAAGCAGCAGUCGGAGGAGAAUGUCAACCACCCAGCUUCCUUCCAGAUGUUACGUACAAUCCGAUUCACUGGUUACAAUUCAUAGAAUUUUCCCGUGUUUUCUUGAGAGGCAACAGUUCAGCGCUACAGUGUCUUCAGAUGACCCAUCAAGAGCCACGUCCUGGGUAAAGGCCACUGGUAGAGUCACCUGACGGUAAAGGAGGCUCCUUUACUGCUGAGAACCCGCUUGCUCCCAAGAAAAGAAAAGCACGUGAAGCCUCUGCUGCGGCUCACAGCUCGUCCUUCCCCAAGUCGUCCAGCUCCACGUCGCUCAGGUCGAUGUCAUCC
Tupaia belangeri chinensis (Chinese tree shrew) is the source of this 2193-nucleotide messenger RNA. It is a transcript of the gene ATP6V1C2, whose product is annotated as ATPase H+ transporting V1 subunit C2. Gene Ontology annotation, biological process: proton transmembrane transport. NCBI's taxonomy places the organism in Eukaryota, Metazoa, Chordata, Mammalia, Scandentia, Tupaiidae. Bases 22 to 1305 code for a protein of 427 amino acids. Gene Ontology annotation, cellular component: lysosomal membrane; vacuolar proton-transporting V-type ATPase, V1 domain. Gene Ontology annotation, molecular function: proton-transporting ATPase activity, rotational mechanism. The transcript is spliced from 13 exons. The record is from RefSeq and is a predicted model, not a curated record.